Molecule: messenger RNA, 5185 nt
Organism: Perca fluviatilis (European perch)
Lineage: Eukaryota; Metazoa; Chordata; Actinopteri; Perciformes; Percidae
Product: Hermansky-Pudlak syndrome 6 protein
Exons: 1
Coding region: 361-3183 (940 amino acids)
Biological process (GO): melanocyte differentiation; organelle organization; protein localization to membrane
Cellular component (GO): BLOC-2 complex; lysosomal membrane
Source: RefSeq, a predicted model, not a curated record
CCCGUGAUGUCAGCAGGGGAGUGCUAGCAUAGCAUCGGAGUGACUAUAGUGCCUUUCUCGAUUUGGGCUUAGAACUUUUUUCGGCGGUUACUGUCGCCCUGCAGUUUAGCUCCGAUGUCGUGUAUCGACAUGGGGUUACCGGGGUCGAAGGCUGUCGGAGGAUGUAUCCUUCCGCAAGCACGUUAAUAACGGGAUGAAAGCUCAGGACCUAACGUUGACGUUGAACGGGAUGCCGUUCGGUUAGUCUCUCCGGAGCUCGAGAUCAGAUUUAUGUGCCACACAAGCUAGCAGGUUAGUUCAUACGUUGUGUCGAGUUAAUUACAAGCUACAUUCCGCAGCUCGGGCUGGAAACAGGGAGUUAUGGCGCGAUUGGUGUUGGAGCAACUGUCAGAUUUCGGGGACUAUACUGGCGGUAAAGAGCUGACUGAGAUCUUUAAACUGACUAAUAACGAGCUCAAAAGCAGUCCGUCAAACGUUCGCCUGAGCCCAGAUGGACGUCAUGUUCAUGUCAUCCUCCGCAAGCCUAAGGUCGGUCUUGUGACUUUUGACAAAUAUGAAAGACCCCAACUGGCCCAGAAUCAGAAGAAGCUGGAUUUGCGGUUAACACAAACCGUGCCUAUUGUUGAUAUUUUAUAUUUGGACCAUAACAACAGCAGCAGAAGCAGAGACACCGCAACUGUAGCAGUGGUUUAUGAAAAUGGAAAAGCUGAGUUUUGGAAAUUCCAGGAGAGAAAAGCUGGCUGGCAUCUCCUGCAAACAUCAGAUCUGUGCAACAGCCCCAGAGCACGAGUGGUGUCUGUCUCUGCCUGUUCCAAUCUUAUCAUCUGGUGUGAGGAGAGGCCGCCCUCAGAAAGCACCCCUGCCCUCAGUUCCACAAAGAACAAGCUGAGAUACUGUGUUUGCAGACGUGACUUCGAGGUGGAGGAGGGGGCUGUCAGCUUGGGAGGAGUGAAAAUCGCCCUCCACAACAAUCCUAAAUUCACUGUGGUCAGCUCAGGUGAAUAUGUACAUCUUCUUCCUGAAGUGAAAGUGAAGCCGCUGAUGAGUAUCUCCAAAUUUUUUCUCUCCUGGUCCCCUCACAAUGACUCCUUCACAGUCAGCACCACAUGUAAAAACACUCCCCUAAAAAAGCUUUCAGCUAAAGAGUCUGACUUAAAGAGGUUGGUGACGGACUGUUUGGGAUAUUUAUCAACUCUUGAACCACCUGAGAUCUACGACUUCUCUCCUACAGCCUGUGGAGGCCUGCUGCUGCUGCUCAGCACAGGAUGGGUGUGUCUUCUGCAGAAGGAUGGGAUGCUGCGUCAGGUAUACAAACUGGCGGACAACUGCUUGGUAAAAUGCGGUACUCAAACUAGCCUCUGCAUGUACCAGGACACCCUGGCGCUGCUGAUAGGGCAAAACCUGCAUCUGAUAGAUGUGAACUGUGGCAGAGAGAUGGAAAAGAUCAUGCUGAAGAAAGAGGGGUUAUUGUAUGUAAAUCAGGCUGAAAGAUGUGCACCUCACCUGCUCUCAGAAACUGGACUUUUUGUGGUUGUGAACAGGGAGACGGACUCCAGAGAGAGCAGCUCUAAGCUGAAGCCUUCUGGUCUCGGUGCAGUGGAGUGUAUUAAUCCUGGAGCCCUCCUGGUAGAGGCGGUCUUUGAGGAGGCCUGUAAAUACUACCAGCAGAGAAGCCUGAGCAGCACCCAGCUCACUGUGGACACACUGAAGAAAGGAGGUAGGUUCCAGGCCCCCACCUCUUUAGCAUCCAUCGUCAGGAACUACCUCAGCAAAGGGUUGAGGCAGAAAGGAGCAGAGCCGUCCCAGAACGGUGGAGGCGAAUGCACAGCAGCACAAGACAAACUGAUGGGCUCUCUGGAGGCUGAGCUCAAGGCUCUGGUCGCUCUGGAGGAGGUGAAGGGGAGUUUAGUCAGGGGGGAUGUUAAAGAGGUGGAGGCAGUGUGUGAGAGUCUAGUUGAGAAAGAAGUAGCCAGGCUGCUGUCCGUCUCAGAGCUGGAUAAAGAGGCUCUGCUUUACCUCAACUCCAUCUUCAGCAUCUUUCCCUGCCAGGUGUGGAGAGCAGCGCAGGCCGCCCUUCAGCUACACUACAACGGGGAGGGCUCUCUGUCCAGCAGGGCUCCCCCAGACGUGUGGAAAACUGUCCUCAGCCCUGCUAUGACACCCAGCACCCCAUCCUGCCUCCCAUUCACAAACGGCGGACCAAAACACAAUCAUAGCCUCAAAGGUGAUCAAGCCGCCAACUGUAAAGACAAAGCUACCAGCUCCACUUGCCCAGCUGCCCUGCCUGUGUUUGAGCUCCUCUGCCGCUCGGUGUUCCACUUCCAGCCCAGCUGGUUGCCCCGGUUCCUUGAGCUUGCCCAGCAGCAGCAGGGCUCAGCCGGCCUGUGCUUGAGCCUGGCCUCUUCCUCCUGGGGCUUCUCCGGUGGGAGAGGAGUGGAUGGCAGGGAGAACAACGUGCCGCUAUACAAACGAGCCCUGUGCGUCUUGUCCGGCCUGACCUCAGACAGAGACCAGCUGCAGGACAUGGAGGUGGAGCUGCUGCUGGUCAGCGGGCGGCCUAAUGCCAUCCUGCAGGCGCUGAGGAUCCUCAUGGCCAAGCAGCAGUGGCAGCGGGUCACCCAGGUGGCCCAGAAGUUCUGCAAACAGAGUCCGCUGCUCAACAAGGAGAUUUUCACUACUCUGCUGUGCGAGGUGGCUCAGCACAGAGACCUGGACCCCUAUUUGGACCUCCUGUGGACCCUGUGUCCUGAGGACCUCACUGUCACCACUAUUCUCAACCUAGUGCUGAAAAACCUCCCCUCCCCUAACACCCCCCCAUCAUCCUCCUCUUCCUCUUCCUUCUCCAUGUCCAGCACAACCUCCUCAUCCCCUGCUCCCUUUGCAGACUCCAACAGCAGCCAGUUGACCAUCGGGCUGUUGAAACCUCUGCUGAGAAAAGUGCUUCAGAGGGAGACCAAGCCUAGCCAGCGCUAUGCAGACAUCCUCCAGUCACCAUCAUACCCCCCUCCUGCACCUCCUCGCAAGCCUGUAGAGCAGCCCAGGACAGACCCAGAUCCUAGCACAGACUCAACCGUCGACAACAACAUCGCCCUGGCUUCUUUUGCAGAAACAGCCGAACAGCAGUCGUCCACACACACAAGUGUCCCAAGAGCCAGAGUGGCGCUACCUGCUAACCCAGUCUGAUUUCCACAGAAAUGGACAGACCCUCUCAAAAUGGAGUCUCAUAAAACAUUCCACACAUAAUCUGACCAAACUGUGAAGCAGCGUGUGUUGACAAUCAAAUUAAAACAGAAUAAUAUAAGUAUGUUACAGGUACAAUCAGUGUAAUGCAGUCAAUUGUGAUAUUUGAUGGUGUUUAUAAAAAAAAAAAAAGAUUGGUAUGAAGUAUGACUUCUAGAGACUAUGAAAUGACUACUGAAGGUCUUACAGUGUAAAUACUGCAGAUAAUUUUAAGUCUUAAUGUGUAUAUACUGUAUCUGCUAUGUUAUUUAUCUCUUAAGCCUUAACUGCACGUGGCUGAGAAUGUUAUUGCAUAGUCUUGCAUUGAAUAAGCGUUGUCUUUAUCAGAAUACCAUUAAUACAUGAUAAUAUAUUGUGUCAACACAGUGUAGUGUUUAUCUGCUCAGUCAAAAACAAAGCCACUAACUCCCAUUUUGGGGGUUUAUCGUAUCUGUGUGUAGAGUAUUUGUCUUUGCCGAGCUGAUGUCUGUUAAUUGUAGCCAAGUAUAGCUGCCUUUCAUUUGCUGAUGUCAGAGUGUGUUCAUGCAGUGGGUAAUCUAUUGAGACGAGCUGGCCUUUUUGUUUGUUUUAAGUGUGGUUUGGUUUAGAAGAGGAGGGAGUCCAAGGUCCCUUUACUGACUUCUAGUUUCAUACUUCUAUCGUAAGUGCUUAAACAUUAACCUGGUUUCGAUGGGCUCAACUAGACCACUUAACCUCUGUAAACCAAACCCAAAACAGGCUGUCUUUCUGCUUUUUAUUUUUCAAUUCCUGUCAUUCAUUUGUCUCUCUAGACCCCAUCUUGUCCUCUCUGCUCCCUUGCAGCAGGACAUUCCAGACAUAAUAACCAGUAAAAGUGACUCACAGUUUGACUUUAAAUUCAAUUUUGGAGGUAAUUCUGUUAGGACUUGAGUGUGGGUUGGGCACGAUGUGACUAACAUAGGAGCCCUGCUGCUCGAAGAAGGUCAUGUACGUUUUCUUUCGUGGACCCAGUGAGGGUAAUGUUAUUAGAGAUGUUAGGUCCUCUGUCUUCUUGGUCCUCAUAGUUUUCUCCGUGCUCUGGAACUAAUUGCACUUUUAUAUCACCCCAUUCCGUAUUGUUUGUGCCAUGCAUCUGUUGAAAUGAAUGUUUUCUGAUUAAGUGCUGUAAACAAAACUAUAUUUAAGUGCCUAUUGUCUUUGAUGCCUUUGUUAAUGUUUGAGCUGUCAGCAGUUUAAUCAAAGAAAGUGUUUCUUUGUAUGUAAAUGUGGAACAUUUCGAAACAAAAUGCUAUUUAUUUUGUAACAAGCUUUGAAAAACUACUAAAAUAACAAGCUUUGGCCCUUCAUGGGUGACAUUCUGACAGAGAAACUCUUGUGGCAUCUCUAAAAGUAUUGAGUGACAAUCAGACUUCAAAAUGCUGCAGAAUAAUUAGAGUGCCUUUCACAGCGCUGCUGUUCAUUUACAGGAUAGUGUCACAUUCCUGCUGUGUCUCCUCAGCUUCUCUCAUAUUCUGGAGAAAGAACUGGAGGUAGAUCCCAGGAUAACAGAUCUUGGCCUCUACAGUCAAAGGCUUUUUUAAUGACAUUUUAAUAUGAAACCUGCUGAUUUCGUACUCUGGUCUGAUUAGUGUACUAAUGGUGUCCUUCCAAACUCUGUAUACCUAAACAAGCAUGACACAAUCUGUGUGACUGAUUUUAGAUCAAUGUCAUGAGUUUUGCUGUGUUUCAGCCCAUCUCAGAGUUGCUGGGAACUCCCUGACUUCCCCAGACAGGCCACUCAGCCUGAUGCUAGGACUGCUCAGAUGUUAAUUAAUUUGACUUAAACUUUGCUUCUGGUUUCUGUUAACAAAUAGGAAUCCAUCCUGGAUUUGACAUCUACAUUCUUACUUUGUUUACUUUUGGCUCUCCUGUAAGUGUUAAAAAGAAAAUGUAUACAAGUAUUUAUGAACUGAUGCUGUAUGCUAUUAAACUGAAGAUACAACUUUGA